This is a messenger RNA of Populus euphratica (Euphrates poplar), 984 nucleotides long. Its product is annotated as V-type proton ATPase 16 kDa proteolipid subunit. Lineage: Eukaryota; Viridiplantae; Streptophyta; Magnoliopsida; Malpighiales; Salicaceae. The record is from RefSeq and is a predicted model, not a curated record. Gene Ontology annotation, biological process: proton transmembrane transport. Gene Ontology annotation, molecular function: proton-transporting ATPase activity, rotational mechanism. Bases 268 to 765 code for a protein of 165 amino acids. Gene Ontology annotation, cellular component: proton-transporting V-type ATPase, V0 domain. The transcript has 3 exons.
ACUAGUUUGCCCCCAACGAUAACAGUUGAUCGAGCUGUCAAUCAGGGUAUUCUCGUCAAACCACCCCUUCCAGUCUUCCUUCUCGACACACGUGCAGCCACAAUCAAUCAUCCUCGACAUCCCGAUCAGAUCCUCUUACUCCACCUCCCCUCUCAAAACCAGUGAGAAAUUAAAACAAAGGAAUAACAAAAAACAAGCACAGAGCUCCAUCUAAUCCAAGGAUCAGCAUAAUCCAUCCUCGUCGCGAAACAAGGAAACAGAAGAACGAUGUCUUCGACUUUCAGCGGCGAUGAGACUGCUCCUUUCUUCGGCUUCCUCGGGGCCGCUGCUGCCCUCGUCUUCUCAUGCAUGGGUGCUGCCUAUGGGACAGCAAAGAGUGGCGUGGGCGUGGCUUCAAUGGGAGUCAUGAGACCCGAACUCGUUAUGAAGUCAAUUGUUCCAGUUGUCAUGGCUGGAGUGUUGGGAAUUUAUGGGUUAAUUAUAGCUGUUAUUAUUAGUACUGGAAUCAAUCCAAAGGCUAAAUCUUAUUAUCUUUUUGAUGGAUAUGCACACUUGUCUUCUGGUCUUGCUUGUGGGCUUGCUGGUUUAUCUGCUGGAAUGGCUAUUGGUAUUGUUGGCGAUGCUGGUGUCCGAGCUAAUGCACAGCAGCCAAAGCUGUUCGUGGGCAUGAUUCUCAUUCUCAUCUUUGCUGAAGCACUCGCUCUCUAUGGUCUCAUUGUGGGGAUCAUUCUAUCAUCCCGAGCUGGUCAGUCUCGUGCAGAAUGAAGAGUGCCAAAGCUUAUGGUUUCUUGAUGUCCUAUAUCAUGAUUUAGAAUGGGAACUGAGACUAUGUUUGCAUUGUUCGAUUCAAUUUGCUAUAAUUGCCAAACUCUUGUAUACAUGGGAUUCUCAGCAUCCCUGUAAUCUUACUAUAUGAUAAACCUCCCUUCUUGCGCUGAAUUCGUGAGUUCAAAACAAUUCCCAACGCUGAUGCCUUUAGAACGA